AUGCCAUCCACUCAAGGACCUCCGCUACACGCCCGGAAAGGCAGGCCAGGCAGAAGCAACAAGAGGAAGCGACCAGUCGAGAUCCCAGAAGCGACUGAUCCGUCAGUCAUCCCACCUAUCGUGCCUGCUGAGGAGGAUGCUGCUACUGCAGCAUCAGACAUUCCCGUCGUGAAGGUAGAGGAAGAAGACGAGCCCUCGCCCUCAGCACCUCCCAAGCCUCUUCGUGGGCCAAAAGCAGGCAAGAAGCCAAAACUACAAAAGUCAACGUCCACAGCCGAGCAAGUCAAGUGCGUCAUCGAUUGGCCGCCCUACUUCAAGUCUCUGGAAACCACCCACCGCGCCCUCAACCUGGUGUUCACAUUCUGCUGCACGCGCAAGCACCUGGUAACGACCUUUGGCACGAUCCAGUCGGCCGUCGAGAGUCAUACCAAGCGCACGCUGCAGAUCGCUGAUGUCGCCGCCAUCUCGGCCCUGCGGCCGGACGGCAUCAACUUUGGCUAUGUCGACGAGGUGAUGCUGCAGAUCGAUGUCAAAGGCUCAGAGAGGAAUGAUACCUUCCUGACUGGCAAGGGCGGCCGGGGAUACAAGAAUCAGGGGUUCGCCGCCGAUGCCAGCGUGGGUGGGAUCACCGGCACGGAGGAACUGGGCGCCAGAGGCCACCCUGACGAUGACAAUGGCAUCGUGGGCGGCAAGGAGGUGCUGUACUUCGAGUUCAUCGACGGGGACCUCAAGAGGCAGGUCCAGUGCCGCAAGACGGGCGAGCCGACCAAGCCGACGAGGAAGCUGCGCGAGGAGGACCUCAAGAUGCCCGUGUACAGCCAGAAGCAGAUGACGGCGCUGAUCGAGAAGCGCAACGCCAAGUUCACCAGCUCCGUGAACGAGUUCAUCAAUAGGUGCGUCGUGCAGAGCCUGGACCCGGAGGUGGCACUGAGGAGCGAGGCGGAGGGUUUUGUGCCCGUCUCGAGCGAGGCCACGCGGGAGAGCACGCCACGGCCGGACCUGAGCAGUACCCUGCCGGAGACGAUACCCAAGGAGAGGAAGAGCAUACCCGAGAUCGUGCAGGAGCUGAAGAACAGCCUCUGGUAUACGGGCCAGGUCGUACCUGAUGGUCACAGGGUAUUUGAAGCGCAGGAGCCGGUGUUUGGCGACCUCAAUUUCCUGCUCAGCCAGGACCUCGUGAACGCGCUCUACAACGCGAAGGGAAUCACUCAGUUUUUUGCGCACCAGGCCGAGGCCAUCAAUAACCUACACGACGGCCACCACGUCGUCAUAUCCACGUCGACGAGCUCUGGCAAGUCGCUCAUUUACCAGCUGCCAGUCUUACACGCCUUGGAGCAGGACCCAAACACCAGGGCAAUGUACAUUUUCCCCACCAAAGCCCUGGCACAGGACCAGAAGCGCAGCCUGAAGGACAUGCUUUCGUACCUGCCCGGCCUAGAGAACACGCUGGUCGACACCUUCGACGGCGACACGCCCUGGAAGGAGCGCAACACGAUCCGGGACGAGGCGCGCAUCAUCUUCACCAACCCGGACAUGCUGCACAUCUCCAUCCUGCCGCAGGAGGAGCGCUGGCGGGCGUUCCUCCAGAACCUCAAGUACGUCGUCGUCGACGAGCUGCACUACUACAACGGCCUGAUGGGCAGCCACGUCGCCUUCGUCAUGCGGCGGCUGCGCCGGAUCUGCGCCGCCGUGGGCAACAGGAGGGUCAAGUUCGUGAGCUGCUCCGCCACCGUGGCGAACCCGCGGGAGCACUUUGGCACCAUAUUCGGCAUCGAUGACGUCCACCUGGUGGACUUCGACGGCAGUCCUUCGGGUAGGAAGGAGUUCCUGUGCUGGAACACGCCUUUCAAGGACCCCGGAGAUCCGACGAGCGGGAGGGGCAGCGCCAAGUUUGAAUGUGCGAGGCUGUUCUGUCAGCUUAUACUCCGGGGUGUGAGGGUCAUCGCUUUCUGCAGAGUACGAGAGCAGUGUGAGAAGCUCGUGGGGGCGGUCAAGUAUGAGCUAGAGAGGUUAGGCCGCAGUGAUUGUAUCAACCGCGUGAUGGGCUACCGGGGAGGGUAUACGGCCCAGGACCGGCGCCGGAUAGAGACCGAAAUGUUUGAGGGGAAGCUCAUUGGGAUCAUUGCCACCACGGCCCUGGAACUAGGGGUUGAUAUUGGGAGCCUCGAUGCCGUCUUGACCUGGGGCUUCCCGUACACCAUUUCGAACCUCCGACAGCAGAGUGGCCGAGCCGGGAGGAGGAAUAAGGACUCACUGUCCAUCCUUGUAGGUGAUUGCUUCCCGACGGACCAGCACUUUAUGCAGAAUCCAGACGAGCUGUUUACCAGGCCCAACGCCGAGCUGCAGGUGGACUUGGAUAACAUGAUGGUUCGGGAAGGACAUAUCCAGUGUGCGGCUUAUGAGAUGCCGAUACGACCGAAAGAAGACGCGAAAUACUUCGGUGAGGAUAUUGAGAAACUCUGCCGAGAACGCCUCGUCAAGGACGAUUCAGGCUUCUACCAUUCGCAUGAGCGGUUCCGGCCGCAGCCUUCGAAGUUUGUUUCCAUCCGAGACACGGAGGAGGACCAUUUCGCCAUCAUCGACAUCACUCACGGACGGAAUGUGGUUCUCGAAGAGCUCGAGGCAUCCCGUGCAACCUUCACAGUCUACGAUGGCGCCAUCUUCCUACACCAGGGAGUCACGUACCUGGUCCGGGAGGUCAACCCGGAAAAGCAACUGGCCCGCGUCGAGAAGGUCAAGGUGGACUGGACCACGACGCAGCGCGACUACACCGACGUCGACCCGAUCGAGACGGAGGCCAUCCGCAGGAUCAAGGGGUCGCAGUCGCGGGCCUUCUUCGGCACCAUCAAGAUCAAGCAGGUCGUCUUCGGCUACUUCAAGGUGGACCGGCAGAACCGCGUCCUGGACGCGGUGCACGUCGACAACCCGCCCGUGGUGCGCUUCAGCAAGGGCAUGUGGAUCGACCUGCCCCGGGGGGCGCUCGAGAUCCUCGAGUCGCGGCGGCUGCACGUCGCGGGCGCCAUCCACGCCGCCGAGCACGCCAUGAUGAGCCUCGUGCCCAACUUCGUCGUGAGCAUGCCCGGGGACGUGAGGACCGAGUGCAAGAACAGCCUCAAGGAGUUUGCCGCGCAGAAUUCCAGCCGCAAGAGGCCCGCGCGCCUGACAUUCUACGAUGCGAAGGGCGGAGCCGGCGGCAGCGGGAUCAACACCAAGGCGUUCGAGUUCGUCGACGUGCUCCUGCGGCAGGCCCUCGACCGCGUCGAGGAGUGUCGCUGCUCGUCCGGCUGCCCUGAGUGCGUCGCCAGCGAGUUCUGCAAGCAUGCCAACGAGGUCAUGAGCAAGGCCGGCGCCGAGGUCGUGCUCCGCUGCCUGCUUGACCUCGAGAUUGAUAUUGAUGCGCUGCCUAUGGGACCCGAGGAGGGGUGGAAUGGCCCCGUCGAGCUGGUUGAGACGGUUGUACUUGCUACGCCGGUGCGUCCAAGGGAUCGUGGGGCUUUGAGGCUUGUUGAUGUUAAGGAGGAGGAGGUUGAUGAGCCUGUUGUCUUGCCGGAGUGA
Molecule: messenger RNA, 3555 nt
Organism: Diaporthe citri
Lineage: Eukaryota; Fungi; Ascomycota; Sordariomycetes; Diaporthales; Diaporthaceae
Exons: 1
Coding region: 1-3555 (1184 amino acids)
Molecular function (GO): ATP binding; nucleic acid binding
Source: RefSeq, a predicted model, not a curated record